Rosa chinensis is the source of this 2416-nucleotide messenger RNA. RefSeq names its product phosphoenolpyruvate carboxykinase (ATP) 1. The coding region runs from base 106 to 2205 and encodes 699 amino acids. Gene Ontology annotation, biological process: gluconeogenesis. The transcript has 12 exons. The record is from RefSeq and is a predicted model, not a curated record. Gene Ontology annotation, cellular component: cytosol. Gene Ontology annotation, molecular function: ATP binding; phosphoenolpyruvate carboxykinase (ATP) activity. Lineage: Eukaryota; Viridiplantae; Streptophyta; Magnoliopsida; Rosales; Rosaceae.
GUUUCAGCAAAAUCUCACUCUCAUUUGCGUGAUCGGUCACUCUCUAAUUUCCAUUUCCCAUUAGCUCUUUGAUACUCAUUUUCGUCUCAGAUUCUGUGGAUUGAGAUGGAGUUUAACGGUGACGGAGAUUUCAGCUUUGCGACUGGGAACGGCAACGGAGUGGCCAGGAAUGGGCUGGCGAAGAUCCAUACGACACCACAGAACGGGAAUGGGGUGUGCCACAAUGAUAGCUCGACGACUGUGAAGGCUCAGACCAUCGAGCAGCUUCAUUCGCUGCAGAAGAAGAAGUCGGCACCAACGACACCCAUCAAGGGCACUCAGGGAGACUUUGCUGUCGCUCUCUCCGAGGAGGAACGCCAGAUGCAGCAGCUCCAGUCCAUCAGUAACUCUCUGGCGUCGCUGACGAGAGGGACUGGACCAAAGGUUGUGAGAGGAGACCCUGCUCAGCAGUCUCCUCAUCAUACCCCAAAGGUGUCAUCGCACCACCAUCAUUUCACUCCCACCAUCAGCGUCAGUGACAGUGCCCUCAAGUUCACCCAUGUCCUGUACAACCUCUCUCCUGCUGAGCUAUAUGAGCAGGCGAUAAAUAAUGAAAAGGGGUCGUUCGUUACGUCAACAGGCGCAUUAGCAACACUUUCUGGAGCCAAGACGGGUCGGUCUCCAAGGGAUAAACGCGUCGUCAAGGAUGAGACCACAGAGGAGGAGCUUUGGUGGGGAAGGGGUUCACCAAACAUUGAAAUGGACGAGCACACUUUCAUGGUCAACAGGGAAAGAGCUGUGGAUUACCUGAAUUCUUUGGACAAGGUCUUUGUAAAUGACCAAUACUUGAACUGGGAUCCAGAAAACAGAAUCAAAGUGCGUAUUGUCUCUGCCAGGGCUUAUCAUUCUUUGUUCAUGCACAACAUGUGUAUCCGACCCAGUCCUGAAGAGCUGGAGAAUUUUGGUACUCCGGACUUCACUAUUUACAAUGCUGGUCAGUUCCCGUGUAAUCGUUACACCCACUACAUGACAUCCUCCACUAGCAUAGAUCUUAAUCUUGGUAGGAGGGAAAUGGUCAUCCUCGGCACCAUGUAUGCCGGGGAAAUGAAGAAAGGUCUUUUCAGUCUCAUGCAUUAUCUCAUGCCUAAGCGACAAAUCCUAUCCCUACAUUCUGGCUGCAAUAUGGGGAAAGAUGGAGAUGUUGCACUGUUCUUUGGAUUGUCAGGUACUGGGAAGACAACUCUGUCUACUGAUCACAAUAGAUACCUAAUUGGAGAUGAUGAGCACUGUUGGACUGAGAAUGGUGUAUCAAAUAUCGAAGGGGGUUGCUAUGCCAAGUGUAUUGAUCUCUCGAGGGAGAAAGAGCCUGACAUCUGGAAUGCCAUCAAGUUUGGUGCUGGUAAUAUGUCAUUCCAACUCUUAUAUAUGUACAAUUGUACUUUGUUUGGUCUUGCGACUUCGAGUGAUCUCACCAUGUUUUUUUUAUCCUUGUUGGCAGUGUUGGAAAAUGUUGUGUUUGAUGAGCAUACUCGAGAAGUGGAUUAUUCUGACAAAUCUGUUACAGAGAAUACUCGGGCAGCCUACCCCAUUGAGUACAUUCCCAAUGCAAAAAUACCGUGUGUUGGUCCUCAUCCGAAGAAUGUGAUACUUUUGGCAUGUGAUGCAUUUGGUGUGCUCCCACCUGUGAGCAAGUUAAACCUGGCACAGACCAUGUACCAUUUCAUCAGUGGCUAUACUGCACUGGUUGCUGGAACAGAAGAGGGCAUUAAGGAGCCACAGGCAACAUUCUCGGCUUGCUUUGGUGCUGCAUUUAUAAUGUUGCAUCCAACGAAGUAUGCAGCAAUGCUUGCUCAGAAAAUGCAGCAGCAUGGUGCAACUGGAUGGCUGGUCAACACUGGCUGGUCUGGCGGAAGGUAUGGAUCGGGAAAGCGCAUUAAGCUACCCUACACCCGGAAAAUCAUUGAUGCCAUACACUCUGGCAGCCUCUUGAAUGCAAAUUACAAGAAGAUUGAAGUGUUUGGACUUGAGAUCCCCAAUGAGAUUGAGGGAGUGCCUUCAGAAAUACUGGAUCCAGUGAACACUUGGUCAGACAAGAAUGCAUACCAGGAAACACUCCUGAAGUUGGCUGGUCUAUUUAAGAACAACUUUGAGACUUUCACAAACUACAAGAUUGGCAAGGACAACAAGCUGACUGAAGAAAUUCUCGCUGCUGGUCCGAAUUUCUAGUGAAGUUGUGUGUGGUUGUUGCAGUAGAAAAUAAGAUUGAGGAGUAGUCAUUUUAUUCUUUUCUCUUUUGGUUAAAGAUAAGAUUGAGGAGUAGUCAUUCUAUUUUUUUUUUCUUUUGGUAGAAAUGAUCCUUUGUUCAAAUAGGAGCAGUUGUGUUAUAAUUGUUCAGUAGAUGAGCAAAAUGAUCCUUUGUCGCUCCAACUAUCUAAUA